Astyanax mexicanus (Mexican tetra) is the source of this 2287-nucleotide messenger RNA. RefSeq names its product G protein-coupled receptor 107 (gene gpr107). Gene Ontology annotation, cellular component: clathrin-coated vesicle; membrane; Golgi apparatus. Gene Ontology annotation, molecular function: clathrin heavy chain binding. Gene Ontology annotation, biological process: clathrin-dependent endocytosis. NCBI's taxonomy places the organism in Eukaryota, Metazoa, Chordata, Actinopteri, Characiformes, Acestrorhamphidae. The record is from RefSeq and is a predicted model, not a curated record. The transcript is spliced from 18 exons. The coding region runs from base 61 to 1677 and encodes 538 amino acids.
GCUUUUACCUCGAGACCUGGAAGUGCUUCCCACUGUCGGCAGCUUUUCCAUCUUUUAAAAAUGGCGAUCGACAAAGGAUAUGUGUUUACAAGUGUUAAGUUACUGUUUGUUUUGCUGUUUGUAGAAAGCCAGUGUCGGCUCCAUCAUCUCGUACUGAAGGAUGACGUCCGUCAAAGGGUCCAUCUCAACACAUUUGGUUUUUAUAAAAAUGGGUACAUGAGUGUGCAAAUGGAUCGACUCAGUUUGAACGGGGUGCCAAUUGAGGACAUUGACAGCUCCACGAUUGGUUUCAGUCUGGACCGAACAAGUAGUAAUGGCUUCUCUACUUAUCUGGAUGAUGGCCUUGACUACUGUGUUCUGAAAAAGGUGCCUAGCAGUGAUUUUGCAGUGGUGCUUCUCUUGCUGGACUUCAAAUAUAACCAAGUGAGGAUGAAGACUUCUGCAGAUGAGGGAAUGUUCCCUCACAUCAUUCCUGUGUUGCCAAAGAGUGAGAAAGAUGGAGAGGAGAAACAACAAGAGAAACCUCAGUCUGGGGAUGUGGCUAAAUCCAGACGAGAUGUGACUGAGAAUAAGGCAGAUGUCACCUUCCCCUUGCAGAACAAAGACAAAGUAUUCUCCUUUCAGUUUUACUUCAAUGUGACAACAGACACGCAGCAAGGCCUCUACAACUUCUACUUUCACAACUGCUACUCCUCCAUGGCUAUAAAUCAGGAUGCCUCUUCAUUGAGCACGCUCACUUUCAGCCUUGAAAUACACAUAGAGGAGAAGAACCCUGAGAGCUUUCUGUCUGCUGGAGAAAUUCCUCUACCUAAACUCUACAUCUGCAUGUCUGGCUUUUUCUUUUCAAUCGGCACAAUCUGGGUCCAUGUUCUCCGAACACGCAGUUCUGAUGUGUACAAAAUCCACUGGCUUAUGGCAGCUCUCCCAUUCACCAAGUCUCUUUCCCUCAUUUUCCAUGCGAUCGACUACUACUACAUCUCCAACCAGGGCUAUCCUAUUGAAGGCUGGGCUGUGGUCUAUUACAUCACACACUUGCUGAAGGGGGCACUGUUGUUCAUUACUAUAGCUUUGAUAGGAACUGGUUGGGCCUUUGUUAAACACAUCCUGUCAGACAAAGACAAGAAGAUCUUUAUGAUUGUCAUUCCUCUGCAGGUGCUGGCAAAUGUGGCGUAUAUAAUCAUCGAGUCCACAGAGGAAGGCUCCAGCGAGUACGGCUUAUGGAUGGAAAUUCUGUUCCUGGUGGAUCUGCUUUGCUGUGGAGCAAUUCUCUUCCCUGUUGUCUGGUCCAUCAGGCAUUUGCAAGAGGCAUCAGCAACGGAUGGAAAAGCUGCCAUCAAUUUAGCUCAGCUGAAGCUCUUCCGGCACUACUAUGUGAUGAUUGUCUGCUACAUCUAUUUCACUCGUAUCAUUGCCAUCCUCAUCAAGGUCAUUGUCCCCUUCCAGUGGAAAUGGCUCUAUCAGCUGUUAGAUGAGCUGGCCACUCUGACCUUCUUCGUUCUGACGGGGCACAAGUUCCGGCCAGCCUCCUACAACCCCUACCUGCUGCUGUCUGUGGAGGAUGAAGAGGACAUGGAGAUGGAUGAUGUGGUAACUACUUCCACAGUCAUGGGCGAUGGCAUUAAGAAGGUGAAGAAGAUCUCUAACGGACCAUCAGAGGAGCGGGAGAGCACGGCCUGAUGGGAAAUGCAGUCCUCUGAGCUCAGGGUGCUUCUGGACUUUGUGACUAGCUACUGAUGUGGUGGACAUUCUUUUAAACAGAGCUUCACUGCCGCCUCCACUCGACUCGACUUGUGGAUGACGGCCCGAUUUCCCAAAUUCCAACUGGACCUUCCAAUAUGACCUUGUGCUGAAACGUUACGGGUCCAAAGCCCAUAUUUAUAUCUCUAUAUAAAUGUUACACAGACAGUUUGAGGACUGAUAUGCCGCUCUGCGAUUUCCCUUCCCCUUCACUGUAGUUCUAAAGGAAAUGCUUGGUGCUGUGCUUCGUCAUCAGCUAACGAAAGUUGUUUUGCCUUUCUUGUUUGUUUUUUAUUUAUUUAUUUUUAUUUUCGAUCUCCUUAAGGUAUCUCUUCAUCUGAGACGUCCUUGGGCACUUUAACACACUCCGCGUAAACACACACACACACACACACACUGCUGCAGAGCCAGCAAUUUCUGUCAUACAAAUCUAAUUUAAAUCACUACUCAUUUUAAACACUGCCUUAGAGAGGCUGCGUUUUUUGUAUAAAUGUACAGAUUGAGACAAAUGUACAGAAAGAUUAAUACUUUAAAGUACGAAACAGCAUAU